AUGCCUCGCGGAGCUGAAUACGACGACGGUGUCCCCCACAGCGACAACGCUGUUGAGGCCGGCCAGACCAAGGUUCACGGCACCAACCCCGACAAUGACACCCUCAACCGCGCCCAGCGCACUGCGCCCCUCCCCGACGCCUCCCACGGCAGCGGCCUGCACAGCGCCCAGGGCUCCGCCGGUCCCACCCAGUCCGGCAGCGGCAAGGGCGACCAUGACCCCAAGACCCUCGGCGAGCAGAAGGGUACCGGUGCUCUGCCCGGCCAGUAA
Messenger RNA from Aspergillus homomorphus CBS 101889, 270 nucleotides. RefSeq lists its product as uncharacterized. The record is from RefSeq and is a predicted model, not a curated record. The transcript has 2 exons. NCBI's taxonomy places the organism in Eukaryota, Fungi, Ascomycota, Eurotiomycetes, Eurotiales, Aspergillaceae. Bases 1 to 270 code for a protein of 89 amino acids.